Messenger RNA from Sturnus vulgaris (Common starling), 1039 nucleotides. The record is from RefSeq and is a predicted model, not a curated record. NCBI's taxonomy places the organism in Eukaryota, Metazoa, Chordata, Aves, Passeriformes, Sturnidae.
AUGCGCAACGGGACAGCGGAGACACCGGAGCGCCGGGGAAGGAUCGGGCCUGGCGGGGGCGCGGGGGCUCGGAUCGGGGGAGGGGUCGCGGUCCCGGCCCGGUACCGUGGGGAGGGGGGGGCGGCCCCGCGCCCCCCGCCCGCCCCACGUGACCGCCGCGCGCCCCCCGCCGCUCCCACCUGGCCCGCGAACGCGCGGGCAAAGGCCCCGCCCCCGCUGCUCCUAUUGGCCCGGCCCCGCCCACCGCGCGACGCCAUUGGGCGGGGAGCACGCUCGUCAGCCACGCGCCCGCGGCGCCCCCGACGCCUUAAAGGGGCCGCCACCAGCACGGCCGCCCUGGCGCGGGGGACAGCGGGCCCGGGGGUUUGCACCGCGGCGCGGAGCGGCCGCCGGUGCCGCCCCCGGUACCGCUCUUACUCCCGUCAUGUGAAGCGGCGGGACGGGCUCCCGCAGGUCACGAUGGAGCCCACGGCCUCGCAAGUGUUCUGCGGGAGGGUGCUGGGCAUGGUCAACGCCGAGGACGUGAACGCCAUCAUCCUGGCCCAGAAAAACAUGUUGGAUCGGUUUGAGAAGACGAACGAGAUGCUGCUCAACUUCAACAACCUGUCCAGUGUCCGCAUGCAGCAGAUGAACGAGCGCUUCCUGCACCACACCAGGACCCUGGUGGAGAUGAAGAAGGACCUGGACAGCAUCUUCCGGAGGAUCCGGACACUCAAAGGGAAGUUGGCAAAGCAGUACCCAGAGGCUUUCAGCAACAUCCACGAAUCCCCCAUCCUGGAGGACGACGACGACUUCGACCCUGUCCCCAAGAGCACCACAACCACCAUCGCUACCUCUGAGCAGAGCACGGAGUCCUGUGACACCAGUCCCGACGUCAUCUCCCCCACCACCAGCCAGGAUUUCGAGGAUUUAUCCCAAGGCCAGUACGACGGCCCAGCCAUGAACGGACAGAGUCUCACAGACGAGGACACGGCCAACGGCCUGGACUAGGAGCCACGUGCUGCCCCUGGAGAACUUUCUAUCCUGUAUUUAUAUUUGU